Messenger RNA from Aspergillus fischeri NRRL 181, 612 nucleotides. Its product is annotated as nucleobindin SSP120. The coding region runs from base 1 to 612 and encodes 203 amino acids. Gene Ontology annotation, cellular component: endoplasmic reticulum-Golgi intermediate compartment; extracellular exosome. The transcript is spliced from 2 exons. The record is from RefSeq and is a predicted model, not a curated record. Gene Ontology annotation, molecular function: calcium ion binding. Lineage: Eukaryota; Fungi; Ascomycota; Eurotiomycetes; Eurotiales; Aspergillaceae.
AUGCUUGUCCGCUCCAUUGGCCUUGCUACUGCGCUGCUGGCUUUAAGCAACAGCUUCGCCAAUGCUCAUGGAUCGCAUGCGAGCGAGCAGAACCCUUCCUCAGACUGGGCGACUCGCCAUAUGCAAGAGGAACACCACAUCGAUUCCUUCGACGCAGGUUCUUUCUUCACCCUCCACGACUACGAUUCCUCCGGUGCAUGGACCCCUGAUGAAGUCCGAAAGACAUAUGGCAUGGACGAUGAGUCAAAUUCAGGGGUGACCGAGGAGCGCAAGCAACAGGCGCUUCGCGAGGUGUUUGCCCUUUUCGACACAGGGAGUUCAGGGGUUAUCACUCGCGACAACUGGAUGCGUCUCAUCUCAGCCGGUAAACGGUUACCCGAUCUCGGAUUCGGUCCUGGACACCAUGGCGAUAUUGAAUACGAGUAUGAAAUCCAUCAUUUCGAGAAAUUUCACGGGGAGGACGCCAAGUUAGAAGAUCUCACCCAUCCGGAAGAUAUCGAGCAUUUCCGAAGACAUGACGAGGAAGAAGAUGCCGCGGAUAGACUUGAACAACUGGAACGAAUGGCAAUUGUCGAGGCGAACAUCCCGCAGAAAUUUCUCAGACGGACAUAG